AUGGGAAUACCUAGAGGAGUGAAAACCUCUUUGCUAACAUUGACAUGGUUUCCAGUACUAUAUUCUUUUACGAAUCAUGGAUAUCAACCGUAUCAAAUAACCGGAUCAUCAAUGACACCAACUUUCAAUCCAGGUACUUCUACAAUGACAAAAGAUAUUGUUUUAGUACAGAAAUAUAAUGUUAAAAAACCGGGAUCACUAUCAAGAGGAGAUAUUAUUAUGUUUAGAUCACCAGAAAAUCCUGAAAAAUUAUUGACUAAACGAGUGGUGGGUAUACAGGGUGAUAUUGUACGACCUAAAUCACCACCGUAUCCUAAAUCUGAAGUGAAAAUCCCAAGAAACCAUUUAUGGGUUGAAGGAGAUAAUAGUUUCCAUUCUAUAGAUUCUAAUAAGUUUGGACCUGUUAGUCAAGGAUUAGUGAUUGGUAAAGUUGUGACAAUAAUAUGGCCUCCAAGUAGGCUUGGAAGUGAUUUACAAAGAAAUUUAUAG
Molecule: messenger RNA, 489 nt
Organism: Candida dubliniensis CD36
Lineage: Eukaryota; Fungi; Ascomycota; Pichiomycetes; Serinales; Debaryomycetaceae
Gene: IMP2
Product: endopeptidase catalytic subunit
Exons: 1
Coding region: 1-489 (162 amino acids)
Biological process (GO): mitochondrial respiratory chain complex assembly
Cellular component (GO): membrane; mitochondrial inner membrane peptidase complex
Molecular function (GO): serine-type endopeptidase activity
Source: RefSeq, a predicted model, not a curated record